CGUAAGAUAACUUAAUAAUUUUAUUAGAGUAUGAACUACAAACUCAAAAGUUUUAAAUCCAAAAUAAUAAUCUUAUGCUCAUUAAAUAAAUCUCAAUCUUAAUUUUUACUCACUUUCAACUUCGGAUUAAACCAAAGGGUUAUACGAAGUUGUGAAGCAUAUUUAUUGUGUGGACAUUCUUUGGUUUGGUUAUUGCAGACAAUGAAACACUUACGUACAGACUGCUUCAGAACUCCCCAAGGAAAUCAUCCAUCUUGUGUAGAUUUUAAAUACCAGAGAAUGGCGCAACUUUGCUUUUAUUUCUUUCUACUUUUUUCUAUAUUUCCUUGUUGUACAUGUCCACAGACGAAUCCAAAAGAUGGACUUCGGAUAGAAUUAGAGGGAGUUUCCACGAGGAACAAGACCUUGAUAAUAGGAGUGAUCAACGAGGCCUCCGUGGAAGACAAUGGAAUGCUGCAGCUUUUCCUCCAAAGCAUGCGAGAAGGGGAGGAUACUGCGUUCUUGAUCAGACACGUUCUCCUCGUCGCCACCGAUCAGAUUGCAUACAACCACUGCAUGGUUCUUCAACUCCAUUGCCAUCAGCUUUACACUGACACUCUUCUCCUUUCUCCGGCCUUAAGCAUCCAAUCUACAAGCUUAAUCAGCCUCGCUUCGACGCUAACCCUAUUCCUUGGAGAAGUUCUCUUGCGUGGGUACAGCUUCAUCUUCACAGAUAUGAAUGUCAUGUGGCUAAGAAACCCAUUCGCAAGGUUGAAUCACAAUGGAGAAGACAUGCUGUUAAGUGGCGAUCUAUACGACAGUGGCUUAUACUUUGUUUCUUCAAAUACGAAGACGAUGGCCUUGUUCAAGCAAUCAUAUGCUGUGAUGAAUGAGUCAAGAAGCAUGAAGGGAGAUGAUGUGCUUCAUCUUAUGAGAUCUAAAAGGUUCAUCCAGCAGUUGGACAUGAAAGUGGGAUACUUGGACACAGCACAUUUCACCAAUUUUUGUCAGGGUACUCUUGAUAUUGCAAAGGCCACCACAGUGCAUGCAAACUGCUGCCCCAGCAGCAAAGCAAAGUUUGCUGAUCUCACAGCCAUCUUAGAUGUCUGGAAAACAUAUAAUAAUGGAACACCUAAUGUCACAUUCUCUGCUCACAGUUCUUGUGCCAAAUCAUGGAAGGUCAGUUCUACGUUUAUCAUACAACUGAAAACAUCUCUGCAAGCUGCUGCUAUGGGGAACAAGACAUUGGUCAUCAGUUACUUGAAUAAGGCAUAUGUUGAAGAGAACGGCAUGCUCGAUCUUUUCCUAAGAAGCUUGAAGGAAGGGGAGGAUACUGCAUUCUUGAUCAACCACCUCUUCCUCAUCACAGUCGAUCAGACUGCGUUCGACCGCUGUAAAAUGCACAGACUUCAUUGCUACAGGCUUGUUUCUGAGGGUCUCAAUUUCUCCAAAGAGCAGCUCUUCAUGUCUGAUGGAUACAUCAAUUUGGUGUGGCAAAAAGUUGUGGUUCUUGGAGAAGUUCUCAAGCAUGGAUACAACUUCAUUUUCACGGAUAUGGACAUAAUGUGGCUAAGGAAUCCAUUCUCCAGGUUGAGUCUCUCUGGGGAGGACUUGCAGAUAAGCUGUGAUUAUUACAAUGGCAGGCCUUACGAUGAUUCCAAUCACAUCAACACUGGCUUUUUCUAUGUGGCCUCAAAUAACAAGACCAUCAAGCUGUUCGACAUGUGGUUCGAAUCAAGAAAAACCCUCAGAAGGAUGCAUGAUCAAGAUGUUCUGGAGUUUCUGAAAUCUAAUGGCGUCUUCAAGCGGCUGGGCGUGAGUGUCCGGUUCUUGGACACCCUCUACUUCAGCGGAUUCUGUCAAGUCACCAAGAACUCCAAGGAAGUGAUUACAGUGCAUGCGAACUGUUGUCGAAGUAUAAAAGCGAAGGUAGAUGACCUGACCGAAACCCUAGAAGCCUGGAAGAAGUUGAAGGGCACAACAACAGUUGGCUGGCCGCAGCACAGAGCAUGUAGUCAAUCAUGGAGCGAAUGACUGCCAAAUGUAGCGUCCGAAUCUUGUAUUUGUUGACAUUAUAUAGAUUACGAUGCCUGUUUUGAUGAUAUCCAACGUUGAUGUCAAUAUCUGAUGUCAUGUUAAGAAGCUUGGUUGGAUGACGAAAUCAUUUCAAAUAAGAGUUCGCAGAAACCUCUGCGCCCUCUGUAAAUAUAAAGUUUAGAUGAGCCAUGCCUGAAAAGGGAAUCAUAAAAGAGGUUCAA
This is a messenger RNA of Musa acuminata AAA Group (dessert banana), 2237 nucleotides long. RefSeq lists its product as uncharacterized. Lineage: Eukaryota; Viridiplantae; Streptophyta; Magnoliopsida; Zingiberales; Musaceae. The record is from RefSeq and is a predicted model, not a curated record. Bases 202 to 2013 code for a protein of 603 amino acids. The transcript is spliced from 4 exons.